AGUUGAUAGAUUAUUCCAAAUCAUUGGUUCAGAGAUCGAUAUCAAUUAGACUUCCAUCACAGACAAUUGAUCCAGCUCGCUCUUGAUAACAAAAAUGGCAUCAAACAACGACAAUACCCCAGCCCCAAUCCCAGCAGCAACAAAGUUGAGACAACGCCUCAACGAGACGGACGACUUAAUCCUCCUACCAGGCGUAUACGAUGGCUUCAGCGCCAGAAUCGCACUCGAAGUCGGCUUCGACGGUCUCUACAUGACCGGCGCAGGAACAUCAGCCUCAAAACUAGGCCUCCCAGACCUAGGCUACGCCACUCUAGACGACAUGCGCUCCCACGCCGAAAUGCUCGCCAAUCUAGACCCUUCCAUCCCCCUAGUAGCCGACGCAGACACAGGCUACGGUGGGCCCAACAUGGUCGCCCGCACCGUAACCCAAUACGCCCGAAGCGGCGUCGCGGGUCUCCACAUCGAAGACCAGGUCCAGACGAAACGCUGCGGCCAUCUAACAGGCAAACAAGUCGUCGACACAGACGUCUUCAUCUCCCGCAUCAAAGCCGCCGCCCUCGCGCGCCGCAAAAUCGGCUCCGACAUUGUCGUCAUCGCCCGCACCGACGCGAUCCAGACGCACGGCUUCGACGAGGCUCUGCGCCGGCUUCGGGCGGCUGUGGAGGCGGGCGCGGAUGUCGCGUUCCUUGAGGGCGUGACGUCGGCGGAGCAGGCGAGGACGGUGUGUAAGGCUCUUGCGCCGACGCCGGUGCUGCUGAACAUGGUCGAGCACGGCGCGACGCCCUCGUGGACGGCUGCUGAGGCCAAGGAGCUUGGGUACCGCAUAAUGAUUGUGCCGUUUGCGGCCAUUGCGCCGGCGUACGAGGCGAUUCGCGAUUCGUUGGCGAGGUUGAAGGAGACGGGCGUGGUCGGGACGAAGUCUGAUUUCUCGCCGAGGAAGCUGUUUAGCAUUGUUGGGCUGCAGGAAGCGAUGGAGUUUGAUAAGGCUGCCGGUGGGAGCUCGUACAGACAGGUGUGAUGGCCGAAAGACUGAUAACCACCGAGGACUAGAUCCAAUGGAGAGAAUUAGACGACGGUCUCUGUGAUCCCAUGUUUGCUCCUGUGGAAUAUACACCCGACCCACUCAGGCUGACUGCCUGCCUCUUGAAUACUUUCCUGCUGAGCACUUGCCUGAUGAGUGCUUGCCUUACCUUAUAUUCAAAUUGAGGUCCCUUUUUUUCAACCAAGCCCAACUGAUCCCCGUGGUCAGAUGGUAUAACGUCCAGCUACGUUAGUAUACAAUAUG
Molecule: messenger RNA, 1285 nt
Organism: Colletotrichum phormii
Lineage: Eukaryota; Fungi; Ascomycota; Sordariomycetes; Glomerellales; Glomerellaceae
Product: Pyruvate/Phosphoenolpyruvate kinase-like domain-containing protein
Exons: 2
Coding region: 95-1018 (307 amino acids)
Molecular function (GO): catalytic activity
Source: RefSeq, a predicted model, not a curated record